Molecule: messenger RNA, 3487 nt
Organism: Xyrauchen texanus (razorback sucker)
Lineage: Eukaryota; Metazoa; Chordata; Actinopteri; Cypriniformes; Catostomidae
Gene: atg7
Product: ATG7 autophagy related 7 homolog (S. cerevisiae)
Exons: 20
Coding region: 690-2828 (712 amino acids)
Biological process (GO): autophagosome assembly; protein modification by small protein conjugation; C-terminal protein lipidation
Cellular component (GO): phagophore assembly site; cytoplasm
Molecular function (GO): Atg12 activating enzyme activity; Atg8 activating enzyme activity
Source: RefSeq, a predicted model, not a curated record
UUUCUGGCUAGUCCACUGUUACCAACGCCCUUGCUUUGCACUACACCUUUAAUAUGAGCCGAUUCAACGGAUUUAUUGAGCUCAGAAUGAAAAGGAACGGCGUUUAUAAGUUUUUGUCCGUAUUUUCUUGUCUAGUCGUCUGUGUUUUCUUGUUGUUUUGGGUUCUUGCCUUUUAUUCGAUGGUUCUGGCACCGUAACAGAUGUCUACGUACAUCCUUUAGUUUUCAUUAACACAGCGAAAGCCGAUUUGACAAGCAUAAGUAUCUAAUCUGUUCAUGCUACAUGUUAACGUUAUUUACCAACAUCGCUCAUAUAUUGGAAACUAAUUAAACAUUUAUUUUGCAGGACAAUAUGACUGUGUGACGCGUUACAACAUUUAACAGGAUGGAAACAUAUUUGCUAACACUGUUGUUCUUCAGUUGGUCACUUUACAGCUCCUUAUAACUUUGUUAAAUAUGUCAAAAUUUGGAGAGAGGUUUAUUUUUAGUUGUACAAGCGAUAAUUGCAUCACGUCUAAUAUCACUAUAUCUUUUGCAUAUUAAAUUAAUUAUAAUAAGUCAUAUGAGAAGCGCCGCCGAGACGAUACCAAAACAAACCUACUGCGCAUGCGCCCGUGACGACAGCCGUCAUAUGACUUUAACCAGGAAGUGCAUAUCUGUGUGUCUAAGGAAUCUAAACUGUCAUUCCUGAUGGCUGCCAAGUCAAUAGAGAGAGGCACAGCUGCCCCAAAGCUGCAGUUUGCCCCUUUCUGCAGUGCUCUGGAGGCAGGAUUCUGGCAUCAGCUCACACAGAAGAAACUCAAUGACUACCGCUUGGAUGAAAGCCCCAAAAACAUCAAGGGUUAUUAUUAUAAUGGUGAUCCUGCUGGCUUGCCGACACGCUUGACCCUGGAGUUCAGUGCAUUUGAAACUGAUGGACCCACACCUGCUCGGUGCUGUUCAGCCUCUGGAACUCUUUACAACACCAACACAUUAGAAGCUUUCAAAUCUACUGACAAGAAAGAUAUCCUAGAAAAAGCAGCCAAUGAGAUUUGGAACGCUAUUCAAUCAGGGGCUGCGGUGGAAGACUCAUCAGUUCUAAACAAAUUCAUCCUCUUGACAUUUGCGGAUCUGAAGAAAUACCAUUUCUAUUAUUGGUUCUGUUUUCCUGCCCUUUGCUUUUUGGAAGGAGUCCAACUUGUUCAGGAACCGAUGUCAUUAGAGCAGAGAUUCUCUGCCAAACAGAUCUCCAGCUUGCAAAUAGCAUAUGAUAAUCUUUGCUCCUCGACUGGGGUGACAGCAGUACCACAUUUUCUGCUCAAGUACACAGAUGAAAGUGUUGAAGUUGCUGCACUAAAAGACUUGAACUCCUUCACAGACCUAACAAAGAUUACUGUGGGUGUGUAUGACCCCUGCACGCUGCCUCAACAUCCUGGAUGGCCCCUCAGAAACCUCCUCAUCCUACUAGCAAAAAAAUGGGGUUCACAGCUGGAUGUUCUGGAGGUUCUGUGCUUCAGAGACAGAACUCUACAAGGAAGCCGUUCCAUUCAGCACAGCAUCAUCUUUCGGGUCAAGCUUCCAGACCUGUCGGCUUGUGCAGUAUGCCCAAAAAGUGUAGGUUGGGAGAAGAACAUUAAAGGCGCGAUGGGACCUAGAAGUGUCAAUCUCAGUGAAUGUAUGGACCCUAAAAGGCUUGCCGAGUCGUCUGUCGAUCUGAACCUGAAGUUGAUGCGCUGGAGGUUGGUCCCGUCUCUGGAUCUGGAUAAGGUCGUGUCCACCAGGUGUUUGUUGCUGGGAGCUGGAACCCUGGGCUGCAACGUCGCAAGAACGCUCAUGGGCUGGGGUGUGAGACAGAUCACCUUUGUGGACAAUGCAAAAAUCUCAUUCUCAAACCCAGUGCGGCAGCCGCUCUAUGAAUUUGAAGACUGUCUGAGUGGAGGGAAGUCAAAAGCUCUUGCUUCAGUGGACAGAUUGAAGAAGAUCUUUCCUGGUGUGAAUGCAGAGGGCUAUAACAUGAGCAUACCCAUGCCAGGCCACCCGGUGAACUUUUCAGAGGCAACAAUCGGCCAAGCUCAGAAGGAUGUGGAACAGCUGGAGAAGCUUAUCUCAGAAAAUGAUGUGGUCUUCCUGUUGAUGGACACACGAGAGAGCCGCUGGCUUCCUACAGUCAUCGCUGCAAGCCAAAGAAAGUUGAUAGUUAAUGCUGCUCUUGGCUUCGACACAUUUGUGGUAAUGAGACACGGCCUCAAGAAACCCAAAGAGUCCCAAUGUGAAGACUCCAGUCCCAUGUCUGCUUCCUCCAACUCUUCCUCCUCCUCAACACCAGCAGUCACUACAACACCAGGAGCAUCUCUGUUCUCAAACAUACCGGGACACCGUCUUGGCUGCUACUUCUGUAACGAUGUGGUUGCCCCUGGAGAUUCCACUAGAGAUAGAACUCUGGACCAGCAGUGUACAGUGAGCCGUCCUGGCCUUGCUAUGAUCGCUGGAGCCCUGGCUGUUGAACUGAUGGUAUCUAUACUUCAACACCCAGAGGGAGGUUAUGCUGUGGCCAGUAGCAGUGAUGACCGCAUGAAUGAACCCCCCACAUCGCUGGGUCUCGUUCCGCAUCAGAUUCGAGGAUUCCUGUCGAGAUUUGACAAUGUUCUUCCCGCAAGUUUGGCAUUUGACAAAUGCACUGCGUGUUCAGCAAUAGUUCUUGACAAUUAUGAGCGAGAAGGUUUCCAGUUCCUAGCGAAGGUCUUCAACUCAUCCCAUUCCUUCCUGGAGGAUCUGACCGGUUUGACUUUACUGCAUCAGGAGACACAGGCAGCCGAGAUCUGGGACAUGAGUGAUGAUGAAAGUAUUUGACGGAUUUGCAACCAAAACGGCUGGCGAGAGAAAGAAGUACCUUUAGUUAACCCUGGUUUAUAAAUGUGUCUUUUCUUUCUUUCUUUCUUUGUCAUUAUUCACCUAUUGAAACAUUGGUCUUAAAUGUUUAGGUUAAAUCAAGUACUGUCCGAGCAUGUCUGUUGUUUCUAGAUAGACAGCAUAUUUAAUUUGGACAACUUUAUAGACAAUUCUUGUUGCUCUAAUGGCCAUUAGAACACUAUAUUAUGGGAUUGUUAGUGACAGGGGUGUAAGAUAUACCCUCCUGCAGAGUUCAGUGUCAAAGCAAACACACCUGAACUGGAUCCUCAUGUUCAGGGUCACUAACCAAUGAUGAGCAGGUGUGUAAAAGGUCAAAAACUCAGAGGGUACCUUCGCAGGUGAAGUAUUUAGCAUCUCUGCUUUGUGGUAUGUCAUAUUUUCACCACAUAUUGAGUUUGUACACUUUUCAAUUUGCUUUGUAGUUGGAUGUCCUGUUACCUAAAUGAACAUGUUGUCUUUGUUGAAAAGUACUGUUCUUCCAUGUUUUAAACUGCUUGUAUUUUUUUUCACAAAUUUUCAUCAUUGCACUAUAACACAUGUGUGAUUUGUCUGGUAAUGUGAGAUUCUUAUUUGGUCAUGUCUAAAUAAAGUGUGAUUCA